AUGCCUCCCAUCCAAAUCGCCGCACCUCUCGCUGCAGCCUUCAACAAUCAAUCCCCUAACUUAAAGACCGCUUUGCGACUCACCGAAGCAUUUUUCUCAUACACACCCGAAAGUCUGAGGGCUACCUUCGAUAAGGAUGUUGCAGAUGACUUCACCUGGAUCCCACUCCCACAGUCAUUGAAGGCACUGGGAUGGAAUCCAUUGAGUAAGGAGGAAUCCAUUAAGGCGAUCCCCUUUUUCUUCGAAAGGAUAAAAGACUUGGAGAUCACUAUCACAGAUCUGGUAGAGAACGAAAAUACAGUGGUUUUCUAUUUCAGCGUAGGGUCUUCUGAAAGUGUGGUCAAGCUCCGCUUCGACGCCAAUGGGAAAGUGGUGGAGGAAAAAGACUUCAUCGACACCAAAUGGGCGCAUGAAACUUGGUCGUCCGCCCAGGAAGCUGCAACAGCCUAACUCACUGGAGGAAACAGUUAGCAAGAUUGUUCCAAACAAGUUGUACAAUACGAUGCUUUGUCUGACUGAUCCUACCGCAUUGACUUGCUUUGACGGAGUGGUCAUAUCAGGAUUGUCAUGUUCUUCUUUCGAAUCCACAUGUUACUGUAAUGUCAAUGUUCUCGACUGUUGCAGAGCAAGUUCUUGGACAGUGGAAAACGUAAACGAACAGAGUUCCUCAAGUGCG
Cantharellus anzutake is the source of this 676-nucleotide messenger RNA. RefSeq lists its product as uncharacterized. The record is from RefSeq and is a predicted model, not a curated record. Bases 1 to 450 code for a protein of 149 amino acids. NCBI's taxonomy places the organism in Eukaryota, Fungi, Basidiomycota, Agaricomycetes, Cantharellales, Hydnaceae. The transcript has 3 exons.